Molecule: messenger RNA, 4674 nt
Organism: Tyto alba (common barn owl)
Lineage: Eukaryota; Metazoa; Chordata; Aves; Strigiformes; Tytonidae
Gene: CDADC1
Product: cytidine and dCMP deaminase domain containing 1
Exons: 9
Coding region: 37-1515 (492 amino acids)
Biological process (GO): dUMP biosynthetic process; dTMP biosynthetic process
Cellular component (GO): cytoplasm
Molecular function (GO): dCMP deaminase activity; zinc ion binding
Source: RefSeq, a predicted model, not a curated record
CGGGCGACACCGACACCGACACCGGCCUCGGCACCGAUGCACGGCGCGGAGGAGGCGGCGGCGGCGGCGGGGGGGCCGCGGGUGAGCGCAGCGAGCACGCAGACCGACAGCAUGGCCGGUCAAAUGCCAAGACUUUCUAAGGUCAAUCUUUUUACUUUGUUCAGUCUCUGGAUGGAGCUCUUUCCCUCAGCUGAGCAACAGAAAAAAUCACAGGUAAAGAAGAGUGGUCUAGUUGUGGUGAAAAACAUGAAGAUUAUUGGUCUUCACUGUUCCAGUACAGACUUGCAUGCAGGCCAGAUUGCACUCAUUAAACAUGGAUCAAGACUUAAAAACUGUGAUCUUUAUUUUUCCAGAAAACCAUGUUCAACUUGUUUAAAAAUGAUUGUAAAUGCUGGGGUGAACAGGAUUUCUUACUGGCCUGCAGAUCCGGAAAUCAGUUUGCAGAAUGAGGCGUCCAAUCCCAUCACUACUGAUGAUGCAAAGCUAGAUGCCAAAGCAGUAGAAAGACUGAAGUCAAACAGUCGUGCUCGUGUGUGUGUGUUGCUUCAGCCCUUGGUGUGCUAUAUGGUGCAAUUUGUUGAAGAAACUUCCACCAAGUUUGAUUUUAUUCAAAAAAUAGCAAAAUCUCAGCCUGGCUCGAAUACUGAUUUUUAUACUGCAUGUAGACAAGAGAGAAUAAAAGAGUAUGAAAGUUUAUUCCUAAUUGCAAAUGAGGAAACGCACAAGCAAAUAUUGAUGACAAUGGGACUGGAGAACCUCUGUGAAAAUCCAUACUUCAGCAACCUUAGGCAAAACAUGAAAGAUCUUGUCUUGGUCUUGGCGACAGUGGCUGCCAGUGUCCCUGCCUUUGGAUGCUUUGGAUUUUACAACAGUGAACCACAACGAACUAAUGAAACAGACCAUCAGGGUUUGCCCCAAGAAAUUGCAAGGCACUGUAUGAUACAAGCCAGACUACUUGCCUACCGGACAGAGGAUCAUAAAACGGGAGUUGGAGCUAUUAUUUGGGCAGAAGAAAAAUCAAGAAGCUGUGAUGGGACAGGAGCAAUGUAUUUUGUAGGCUGCGGUUACAAUGCCUUUCCUGUCGGAUCUGAAUAUGCGGAUUUUCCACACAUGGAUGAUAAACAAAAGGAUCGGGAAAUCAGAAAGUUCCGAUAUAUUAUACAUGCGGAGCAGAAUGCCUUGACAUUCAGGUGUCGAGAAAUAAAGCCAGAUGAGAGAAGCAUGAUAUUUGUGACGAAAUGUCCAUGUGAUGAAUGUGUCCCUUUAAUCAAAGGGGCGGGGAUCAAGCAGAUCUAUGCAGGAGACGUUGAUGCUGGAAAAAAGAAAGCGGAUAUAUCCUAUAUGAAGUUUGGUGAACUUGAAGGUGUAAACAAAUUUACAUGGCAACUAAACCCAUUGCACACUAAUGCCCUUGAAUUCCAAGACCCCACUGCCAGGGAAAAUGGGGUCCAGAAAACAAAAUCACUAGAUGACCAGCAGCACCAAAACAAGAAACUGUGUCUUGGUCACUAUUGAAUAAUUAAGCACUUCUGCAGCCUUGCUCUGUACUUUUUAUAAUGCAGCCUGUUUGCACUUUCAGAUAAGGAAGAGUUUUAUUUAUUGUUUGGAAAGUGAUUUUUAGAAUAAGUUUAUUUAUGAUGUCUUAAAUGUUUUACAGAAUUACCUGAAGGUCUUUUUAAUUUAGAUGUUCCUGGGGAAAAAAUGCUGCUUGUAUUUUCUGUGAAAGUAACUUGGUGGCUAAUCAUUGUUAACACAUUAAAAAAAAAAUACUGAAAGUUUAAUGCUGGUAAUAAUAAAAUGGUAUCUAUUUUGCUUGGUGUAUGGAUUGAGGGAAUGGAUUCCUACGUUCUGGGCUAGCAGAAUGCAGAGAUAAGCCCUCCUUCUUCAAGUACAAUCGUCAAGGGAAUCUUCUUGGAAACUGUAGAUCAGUAAUCACCAGCAGUUAUUCCUGUUCCUGAAAGUGGCUUUUGCUUUUCAGUCUGCUUGUGUAAAGGAGACAAAGCCAUUGUGAUGGCAGUCGUUGCUAGGUAAGUGAUUUGGAGAUCAAGCUUGUCUCUCACCCGUAACCUCUUCCAACUACCACAGCAGCAGAGCUGUUUCGUUUUGUGAUGCUCGCAUUGCUGCUCUGUGUGCUUCCUCGAGUGCAACCCGUCUGAAUUAAUGUCAACAAAGAUCAGCUUUGCUUUUUCUCAGCUUCUGGAUGCAGACCUAAAAGAAUUUAGCUGUGUGCAUCUCAGUGGCCCCUAGAUGCUCUGUGAAGGUGGCUUGUGUUUAGGUUUUGUCAAGCUUCACUAACAGGCUUCUAGAACUACAGAAGCUAGUAAAGUGCCAGACGUUCUGUUGUUUCUUAGAUGGGAUGGUCUGUAGCUGCAUCUUUUCAGGUGCUGAUCUCUUGGAUGACUGCACGUGGAGCAAGGGUGACGUUAAAACAGCCAGUGAAACUGCAGUCAGAUGUUGUUGCUGGUUUUGCGGGGAUGCUGGGCAGGUAGUGGGUAACCAGAGCAGAGAAUUGUACCCAACAUCUUUUGAGAGGUCACUGUCCUUACUCCCAUCUGCUUGCUGCUUUGACUGUGACCUCUGUUUGUUUUAGCAGAUGUUCCAAGACUUUCUGUUCACUCCUCUGCUGAGCUCUCAAGUGCCAACACCUUAAACCUUUUUCUGCUGCUGGUGGUACAAUAUAUAAAUGGCCUUUUCCCAGUUCUUCCGUGCAUCUCGUCUUUGCUGCCUUCCAUAAAGUCCUGGAAGGGGAAUUGCACCUUAAAAUGCUGCUGUAGGUCCCCUUUGUUUCUUUUAGGCUUUGGAAAAGGUUGGAACGAGCUAGCAAAGCUGUGACUGGAUUGCAUGCAAAGCACCCUUAACGUGGCAUUGGUUAUAUGGAGCCUGUUCUCACCCGGUUUGGCUGCUGGUCCUGUAACUUAAGGUACAGUUCUUGAUGCUUGGAGCUGCAGCAAGGAGCUGUGAUUCCCCGUGGCUCGCAGUAUAACUUUGGACGUGAGUACCUGGACUUCAGAACUGGGGAAUGCUUAUAUCCCCUUACUGCCAUGAGAAUUCACUCGCUGAAGCUGGAGAAGCUGCUGUUUCUCUGAGCCUCGUUAGAUUGAAGCCUGCUCCAGGGCUGCUGGUGGCGAGCAGUGCAUGCGGAGAUAGCGGCAGAGAUCUCAUCCUGACCUCCGGCGCCACUGCUGACUCGCCAGGCAGGGUGCCGACAGCCCCCUUCCCCAGAAGUGAACAAAGGAGAAAAACCUGACGGUUUUCUGUCAACUAAGGGAAGGGUGGUGUAAUCCAUUUUUAUAUCACCCCACAAAAAGCGCUUUCUCACAGUAGCUCGUGAGGAAAUCGCUGACCUGUCACUUCAGCAGGUUUUGUAACCUAGUGUGGCGGAGCCCGGGUCCUGAAUUUGGGACCGGCAGAUCCAGGUGCAAGAGCUCUGUGCUCACCUGUCAGAUUCACAGUCCAGUGCCUGGAGAUUAAGUAAUUGGUCUGGGUGCUGUACAGAAAGACAGUUUUCUUCCUCUUAUCAAUGAUUAACUUCAUAUGGAAGUUGCAAGCAAUGAAAUUGUAUAAAGUCAAAUGUUGGUGUUUCAUAAGCAAGAUUAUAAUCUGUUUUUAAAUCAUAAAUAUUUUACUUUGGCAUAUUUCUCCCUCCCUUCUUGUAAGCGUAUUUUGCUAGAAUAAUUACUCUUGGCUUCUUCUAUAGAUCAGAAGAACACUGUCCAGAUUAGAGUAAAAAGCCCAUCCCACUCCACUCACUGAAACCUUGUUUCCAUAAACCAUUGGCGAUGCUCUUCACCUCGAGGUAGAAGCAGGGAAAAAAAUGGGGGCAGGUUUAAGGCCCCUUCAAGUUUUAUACUGAUCAGUCAGCUGGUAUCAACAUUGAUGAAGAAAUCUCUGUCUUCAGGGGAACAGCUGGGAUGAUUGAACAGUCCCUGCAACAUCAUAGGUGGCCUGGGUACAUGGAGAAGUAAAUCAAGAUACAAGUCCAAUAUCACAUGCGUUAAAUAACUACACUGCAGUGAAUGCUGCUGGUAACCCGUACUUCAUGAGGAGUUAAGAUUCUGCACUUACUUUUUAUCAUUUUUUAAAAAGAGGAUUUUUGUACAAAACUUUUUGUGAAACUUGGAAUCGCUUGCAAGGCUGAAGGCUUGGAAGUCUGGCUUUAUUUCUGUAUUGUCUUUCUACAGCUUCCUCCAGAAGCUCACAAAUUUCUGCAGGCUCUGAUUAUCAGUAUAACCCUGCUUCUUUAAUUCUUACUGGGAUUAUGAAGUAGGGACUUUCUCCUGGCCAAUAGGAACGAUGUGAAUGGGCUGUCUCUCAACCCCUGCACUCUGUAGGUGCCGCUGUGCUUGUCAUCUGCUUGCCAGGGAGAGCCGCGGAAGAUUGGACAUGUCCUGCGGUGCUUAUUUUGCAAAUGAACUCUAGGUUGUUUAUUUCCUACCUAAAGACUACAGUGUAUUUUAAAUGAAGAAAUAGAAAAGUUAUAUAUUUUAUAUAUUGUAUGAAAUGUCCGUAUGCGUUUUGGGUCUCUUCCAUUCAUUUCAGAGCAGUCAUUUUAAAUUGCGGCUAUUAACUAUCGGUAAUGAUUUCACCUCUUGACUGAGAACUGCAGAAAUUCCCUGUUCAUUGUCUGCCUUACAACAAAACGUGCUUUCUGCUAAUAAAUUAAUCCGACAGGAA